Molecule: messenger RNA, 1602 nt
Organism: Microthlaspi erraticum
Lineage: Eukaryota; Viridiplantae; Streptophyta; Magnoliopsida; Brassicales; Brassicaceae
Source: the annotation of a GenBank genome assembly
AUGGAGAUGAUAAGAGGAGCAAGGAGGAUACUCAAAACACAAACCAAGGAGGACAUAGAAGAGGUUGAGAGGGUGAGGGAGGAAAGGAGAACCAAAAGAAGGAAUGAUCCUCUCAGCAGUGAGAGCGAAGCAGGAGAGUUUGAAAUUGGGGUGAACAUCCCACAUGAGGAGAAUGAUGACUCCCAAGUGAAGAAGAGGGUGAAGAGAUCAAUCAAGAGAUUGAGGAGAGUGAGCAUGAGGGCAAUGAGAAUGUGCCCAUGGAAGAGGAGGAGUCAAGUGAAGAAGAGGAUGAGCUCCCCAUAUGUGGAGUUGGUCCUCAAGAACAUGCACUUGGCCAAGCUCUUCUCCUACCACAUGGAAUCCUACAAGGAGCUCACUUGCGAGUUCCUAGCUUCAAUGAGGUACCACAUGUAUGAGGAAGAAGAUAGAGCUGAUUUGGACCAAGGAUUGGGAUGGAUCACGUUCUUGGCUAAGGGAGAGAAGAGAAUGGUGACCUUUAGGCAGCUGGAGAUCUUGUUUGGGUUCAACUAUGGAGAGGGAACCAAGUGGAACUUCAAGGAAAAGGAACUCCAAAGGGUUUGGGCUACAAUCGCUGAUGGAGUGUACUCUUCCUCAAGGUCCAAGGCAGCUCAGAUCAGGAGCCCAGUCUUGAGAUAUGUGCACAAGGCACUUGCCAACACCUUCUUUGCAAGGAAGGCAACCGGGACAAUCAACGAGGGGGAACUCAAGUUUCUUGACAUGGGAAUCAAGCCCCUUCUCUCACGCACAAGCGAUGGCAAGAGGAUAAGGGGAGAUAGGUCUGACACAGGGAACUUGAUGCCUUUCCUUGACCACCUCCUCACCUACAAGAUCACAGCUUACAACACUAGGCACCAAAGAGGAAGAAAGCUUAGUAUUGGAGGGCUCAUCACACCUAUCUUGUGUGCUGCUGGAGAGUUAGAUGGGAGGUUCCAAUUCAAGUUCACACAUCCAUUGGUUGGACCCUCCAAGCUUCUCCUGCCUAACCCAGAGCUCACCACAGUUGUAAGGGGUGAGAACAUUGAUUUUAGACCCCCUGUGUACACAUUAGUUGGGCAUGAGGAUGAUUGCGAGAAGAGGAGCCUGAGCUCGAUCGAGCUGAGUCUCGAGCUGAGGGUCGAGCUGAGGAUCGAGCUGAAUAUCAGGUCCAGGAGCGCUGACUUGGGUGAGCCUGAGUGCUACUACUUUGAGGAGUAUGAGGCUCCAAGGAUGAACCCCUCUGUUGUGGCUGCCCACAAGAGGAUUGGACUUCUCCAAAGGUUCAACAAGUGGCAAGGGAAAGCCAUGGAGAAGAUGCAAAAGUCCAUGGACAAGAUGGUGAGCAAGAUCAAGAGUUUGGAGAAGAAAGUUUCUGGUUCUUCAAGCAAGAAGAAGUCCAAGGCUCCCACUUUCCCUAGGAGUAGGUCACUCCUCACCACCCAAAGAAGGCUCCCUGCCCAAAGAGCCUCACAGAGCCUCUUCUUUCGAGCCAAGAAGGAGAGACAACACGCAGAGAAGGAGGAAGAGUUCCAAGGCCAGACGCUCCAGCUCGACCACCGGACUCGAUCGAGUCCAAACAGAGGAAACUCAACUCGAUCGAGCUGA